UUAUUUACUUUUAAGGCUAAAGAAGAUGAAAUCUCCCUGGAUGAUAUCAAAAAAGUUGGCGACGGUAGGUAAAUAACAAGAUUAUCCUGGUAUAAUUUAUCACAUGAUAAAUGUUAGGUUACAUAUUAUUAAUGUAGAUUAAUAAUGCAGAACUUACCUUAUCUCUAAUUUGUAGUGUUAAGGAAGUUAAAUGAUGGAUGGAGUGGUCCAUUUCCUAUCAGAGUAGAAAACAAGGUUUGCUUCAAAUACGAUAUUGUUUUCUUUAUCUUGUAUUAUUAAAAAAAAAUGGAAUAUGCAUUAAUUUUGUGUUUUUCAGUGUGACACUAGCCUCCCUGCAGACGUCCUUUGGGGUUUGUUUGUCACACAUUCAUUUCUCCCCCACGAUGUCUGCUCAACACAGCCAACAUUUACGUUCUUGUUUGUUUGAAUAAGCCAAUAAGCGGUUAGUUAUUGUGUCACGAUCAGCCAAUAACGAGCUGCGAUACAACUGAAACGGCACCUACGAAUUAUUUCUCACUUUUUCAGAGGAAUAUUAUUUUAUUCCAUGCCAAUGCAUGGAUGAGACUCCAAAGAAAGUUGUAAGAAGUGAUUUUUUUUGUUUUCUUUGCAGCUGUAACUUAGGAAAGGACCAAGUUUGUGUGUUUAGAAAAAGCGCAGUCAACAUCACAAGCCUCAUCAAACGUGCUCUGGACGUUGAUGUGUCUUUGUAUUCUUCAAGUGAAUUAUUUAUUUGCACAGCUAUCUUCUACCUGAGACAACUCAAAUGUUUUGAAAAAAUCACAGAAAUAAUGCAAUAAAGCUGUAGUCAGCUGUACAGUUUUUCCGGAAGUUGUUGUAAGUAUAAAACAAUCUGCUUUUCUUUGAAAGACUACAGAAAACAGUGUCUCACACGAGCGUGGAGCGGUUUUCAGCGCGGUUGAAAACAGUUACUAUUAACUCUGUAUAUAUUUGAAGUAUUAAGAAAAGAGAACUUGGAAAUGUGGAUAGGGAAGAUUUUCAAAGCAUUCUUUGAAAACAAAGGCUGUUUCCUUUUUUGCAAAAUGUAAUUUCACCAAGGUCAUGGGUCACGGACCAAGCACCAAUACGCGAAAUUUGGUUGUAUUUUCUCAAGAGUCGGUAAAACAAAAAAUUCUAAGUCUACAGCAAUGUGCUUCCAGCGGCAGAAAAAGGUUAUCUGAAAACUUGUUCUGCAAAAAGGCACGUCUUCCCGUUGCAUUUCAUUUAUUCACAAGCUAAGUAAACAUGACCCCGGUGCCGCCAAAGUCCAAAACUUCAAGCUAGAAUGACAAAUUAACCUACCUGUCAACAAACUUUAAUUUGGCUCCUUCAAUGAAAGAAAGAAUGCUUAUAAUCAAUAAAUCAUUGGACCUUUCAUUUUUCACCAUAUUUUAUUUCUCAACGAAAUAUUUAAUCAUGCUGCAGCUUGGAAAAGUCGCGGACCAAGGCCAACAUACCAACUGAGCAAGUCACUCGCUAACAUUUCCUGCACCGAUCAAUCUUCGACCAAGCUUCUGGGCUUCCGCAAACAACAAAGAAAGCCCCUCUCUCGACAACCCUCAUAUUUUCUUCGCUAAUAUCACUGAGCGUCACAGCAGGAAUACCAAUAUUUGCCACCUUUGUAGCUUGAUCUUUCAUAAGAUUUACCAGGGGCGAAACAACAACAACAAUAUGUCCAGUAGUUCUACGCACUGUGUCGCAAAAAAGCGGCAAAGCUUGAUACAUAAGGGAUUUGCCAAAUCCCGUCGGCAAAUUUAUGAACUCAUUGGUCUUCUUUAUAAAAUUUGCAGGAUAGCUUCUCUCUGAUACUUGUUUAACUCUCUAUUUAUUACAAAUUUCUCGCACACCCGAUCAAAAGCCUCACUGAUCGUGUGAAUCUGAACAAGCGGCUCGGGUUACGUUUUACAAAAAUCCUUAAACAGCCUGUGAUUGGUGAACAUAAAUGUCGGCUGUGUUUAGCAGACGUCCGUGAGGAAGAAAUGAAUGCAUGACAAACAAACCCCAAAGGACGUCUGCAGGGAGGCUAGUGUGACUCUGAUAUUCAUUUCCUUCAUCCUAUUUUGAUUUAUCUCACCUACACUGUACAUGUUCAAUGUGGCUCAGUGCAAGCUGCACUGAUAAUUCACUUCAUUAUAUAAAUACCAAUGAAAUACCACGUGAGCUUUCGCAUGAGGACACAUCUUCACACGUCAAAAUAACAUGUUAUCUUCACAAUGAAAAGAGCACUGUUGCUAUGGCUACAUAAUAAAUUGCACCUUGUGCAGCAAGAAAAAAUAUAUGAAAGUGAAAUGGUUUGGUAUUUCAUUGGUGUUUCUAUAAUCAAUAGAACAUUACAUGACCACUUGGAGAUACAAAAUUUUUCUUCUUGUGUUAAAAAAUAUUUUACUCGUUUGCUGCUCUCACCCGUGAAAUAGUUUUGAACACUCGAAGAGAAAUUUUGUGUCUCCACGCGGCCAAGUAACAUCAUCUAUACCUUGAAUGAGUUUUGGAAAUCUUAUGCAUAAAUUGACAAAAAAUAACAAUUAAAAUUAUGAACUCCAGCUUGAAUUUUUUCAAGCAUUUUUUAUCAUUCUAGAGGUAUAUCUCACACUCCAGACAGUGUUUCAUCAGAUAUCCCUGACAACUUGAACUCUUUUGGCUGUGCAUCUUUUUUUCUCCUGGUGUCUGGGUACCAAAUUUUUUUUUUUUUUUAAAUAACAUUUAUUCAAUCAACAAUCAACAAUUAAAAAUACUUACAAACACUACGAUACUUACACUACUUACAAUACAAUAUUUAGAAUACAAUAGACUAAGGUACUUACUCUGUUUACAAUGUAAAGACUUACAAUACUCAGUACUUACAACUCUACCUACUCACUACUCACACUACAAUGCACUAUUUACAAGCAGUUCUAAUUAGUAAUUGUACUUCAAAACCAACAUUCACGGUAAACGCACUUAUAUCUUAUCACGGUAAACGCACUUAUAUCUUAAGUGUCUUAAAGAGGCAGCGAUUGUGAAGCAAAAGAUACACCAGGUUAAUGCUGGAGAAAAUGAGCAGAGGAUCGAGAUAUACAAAUGUAUACAAAAUCAAAGGCUUACUGAAAUAAGGAGCUCACAUUUUCCAUUAUUCAAAACGCAGCUUUCUGGGCAGCAAUAGAAAAGGUUUAGCCAUUUUAAGAUGCUACUACCAAAACCAAAAUGUUGAAAGGUUUUCCUAAUGAAAGGCCAUUCUAUCGUGUCAAAAGCUUUUUCAAAAUCUAAAAACAAAAGUAAUCCUGGUAUAUUGUUUUCUUUAGCGUAGCAAAUAACGCUAUCGAUAAGGCGGAUGUUUUCUCCGAUAAAACGACCUCUUAUAAAGCCAGUCUGGUCGUAAUUAAUGAGAUCAGGGAGGAGAGGUUUCAAGCGAUUAGCAAUUGAUUUUGCCGCUAUUUUAUAGUCGCUGUUCAGGAGGGUUAGGGGUCUCCAAUUCUUAAUAAAGAACGGUUCUGCGUCCUUCUUAGGGAUAAGUUUGAUAAUUCCUCUUCUCUGGGUUAUUGAGAGUUUUCCAGUUUCAUAAGCGUAGUUCAGUGCGCUAAUUAGGGUGCUGGAUACAUCUUUCCAAAACACUUUGUAAAAUUCGGCUGGUAGGCCGUCAGUCCCAGGGGUCUUUUCUGAUUCCAUAUCUCUUAAAGCCUCAAGGCACUCUUUUUCAGUUAAAACUCCUUCGCACGUAGUUAAUUCAUAUUCGUCAAUGGCUCUUUCAUCACCACCCUCAAAGAAAACAGUUGUACUGGGACAAUUUCUGCGAGGGUCGUGAUGUUAACUGUGCUUUGGCUUACUAAAAAAAAAUCGAGCCUACAGUGUACUUUUGGAUGACGUGGUCUCCAGGUAAAUCUACUAGUGUCUGGGUGUAGAAUCCUCCAGACGUCUACCAGAUCUAGUUUCUCAGAGAAUUCUUGAACAACUUUAACACUAUUUUGGUGAGUUUUAGUAAGACCACCCAUCUUGUCCUUCUCUAAAUCCAAUACAAGGUUGUAGUCGCCUCCUAUAAUAAUAUCAUCACAUUUGAAAUCUGCAAGGUGAUCAAAGAAGUCAAGGAAGAAAGUUGGGUUGUCUUCAUUAGGAGCAUAUAUGUUCCCUAAAGUAAAACACUUUUCAUUGGUUUUAAUGUCGCAAAUAAUGAAGCGUCCUUGGGGGUCAGUGUAAGUUUUUUCUAUUUGAAAAUCGAAGUUGUUGUUGAAAAGAAUGCAUACCCCUGCUUUAUUGCUCUUAUAAGUACUAAAAAUAACUUGAUAGCCCCAUUCAGCAGACCAUACGUGAUUAGUAUUUUCAGUGCAGUGGACUUCUUGUAGCAUAUAUGCCGAGUAAUUUUUUUUGCGAAGCCAAUUAAACACCUCUCUACGCUUUGUAUUGUCUCUUAAUCCCCUGACGUUUAGUGAUGCUAUUGUCAAAGCCAUAGAUAUUCUCUUGGGCAGCUUUGCAGAGGAAGCCUUACAUCACCUGGUGUCAAAGCUCCACAAUCGCUGCACGGUAUGAUAGGAAUUUGCACUAGGCGUUUACUUCUAAAACAAAUGAUUAAGCUAUUAAAACAUAGAAACCAAACAGAACAUGCACAGAUAAACACAACUAAAUAAGAAACCUCUUCGUAAAGGGACAUGGGCGGGAAGCUAGGACUUUUACCUAGAAUCUUACAGACAGAUAAGAAAAACCGAAGCGCCAUCAGUUACGAACCUCUAUUCCGAUCGCCUAAAUAAUUAUCUAGCAAUUGAUAAUAACGGGUGGCAAAUGUGGUCAAACGAUACUAACGUGAUCUUGGUUACCUAAUGAGUAAUGACAUGAUGAAGAAGCAUUCUCACCUAUCUUGGUAUCUCGAGAGGUUUACCAACUGGCCAAAUUUUACCUUUUAUCAAGAGCUUAUCCGGUUGUGCCCGACUAAAAGAUGCAGGGAUGUUAUUUUUCCUAGCUUCUUUAAAAGUGUCCAUUUGCUUUCUUCUUCUUGCUACUAUUUCGUAGGGUAGAUCUUGAUACAUUUUAAAUCUGCUUCCUCGCAAACGGGAGCCCAAAGCUAGAAUUUCUUCACAGUUCUUAUAGCGGAGGAACCUUGCGAUAAUUUGCCUGGGCUUUUCUUCCUUCUUCUUUCCUAAGCGAUGAACCCUCUGUAUUUCAACGGUGCUUGCAUCUUUGUAUCCUAAUUCCGUCUCGAGGAAGGUGCGAACAACUAAUUCAGUGUCUUCUUUGUCUGUUUCUUGCACAAUAUUUUCAAAAAUUAUAUUUUCCCGCCUCGAGUAGGCUUCCAAAUAGAGAUUCUUGUCUUGUACCUCUUUCAGCUUAGCUUCUAAAUCAUCAUUUUUCUUCUGCAAAUCGGUUAAAGCGAGAUCUGUUUUCUCCUGGUAAAAUUUUAGACUCGCUGUCGAAUUCUGCUGUUGCUUCUCAGCUUUAUUUAAGCUUUCUUUCAAGUUCUCAAUGUCGUGGCUGGCGGUUGUUUGCGAAUAUUCCAGCUUCUGUAUUCUUCCUUCCAAUUUUUGAAGGGACGUUUGGACAUCAUUUGCUGUUGUUUGGAUAGCGUCUAGCUUUUCCAGCUUUCGAUUUAUCUCCUCCAAAGCUUUAUGAAAGCCUUCGGCCAUGUUCAAAACCGUAAAGAUUUCGUCUUCAACCUCGUGCUCCUCGACUUCUUCAGGAGAGUUUACUUCAUCACUCCUCGCUUUUUUUGCUUCUGGUGAAGUGCUCGACUCCUCUGAAGAGGAACGCUCGCUUCUUUUCCGUUCCAAGAUCUUUUUCAACAGUUCUUCCAUUUACCACCCGGGAAAAAAAGAAUAUGUGGCGGACGGAUCAAGGACACGUCUUACGCCAUUGCUACCCAGGCCCCUUUUUCUGGGUACCAAAUUUAACACAUUGCAUGAUCUUCAUUACUAACUUGUGAUUAUUAAAUUCAUUGAACAUUGGCCUGAGUAUCAGGCAUUUCUGUAGGAAAUAGGGAAGAGAGAAGAGUGAAGGGGAGACAGCGACUAUCCUCUCUGUCUUUCCUCCUCCCACCUCCUCCUCCACCCUCUAAGUUCUCCUUUCCCCUAACCCCUGAGGAAGGCUUUAUACUCAUGCUAAUUGAAUGCUGAUUCUCUACUGGAAUAUUUACCAUGUCAGUAAAUCAUACCAUGAUGUAAUAUAUUAUCUCCAUUUUUAUUUAUAUUAACAGUGGAUCUGGUAUAGCAGGAUAUGGAGAGGAAAAUGGAAGUGAAUUUGUCGCCUCAGCAGGUCAGCACAUGAGUUCGUAGUGAAAAGAAGUAAGCUUACUUUGUACUUAUACUGAAACUAUUUGUGGUUGUAUUUAUCCACGAAUGAAUGAACAGGAAAAUAUGGCUACCCUUUUUUUUUCAAGUUUAGCCAUUGUACCCCCACAGAAAAACUGGUUUUUAAUUGGUUUCCAAAACUGGCCAGAAUGUGUUGACUUUAAGUUACUCUUGCCUUUACAAAGUAGUUCGUCUAAGACUAGUUCUUCCAAACAAGAGGGGACGUCAAUAACGCAAGGGUCGUCCACGCAUGUAUAAUCAAGAAGAGGUAAUUUUGGCACUUGCCUAACAUACAAAACCGUUCUCCCAGUGAGAAAUAUCGUCGAGAGUAACGAGGGACUUCUUGACAUAUAUUUAUUUGUUAAUGUACUAUUGCAUUUUUUAUCUUGCCAUCCAAUAGUUAUAUUUCCUUUCACUGAUUAAACUUUUGCAAAAAGAAACUGAAUCGCUGUCGUUGCUUUGCAGCCGAGGGAGGGUCGUUGUUGCCAAGGAUACCAUAUGAAGAGGGAUUUCAUCGUUUUGUUGUGCGAAUUGACCGGAUCGGUCUAAAAGAUGCGCAUGUUUACCUAAAUCCUUUCAUCACUGUCUCUGUUAAAGGUACUGAUAAAACAUUUCGCUCUUUAGUUAACUGACGUUUACAAUCAUGCAUAGAAAGCGCGAACAUUGCGAUAUUGUGAAGUCUGCGUUAUACUUCGUUUUUCGUUAUAGUACAUGUGAAACGCGCGUGAAAUGCGUGCAAGAUUCAACUCAGUCCCUCUACCAGAAAAGUGGCGGGCUUGCAUUCUAUAGAGCUUGAAAUUUUGUCAGCCAGGAAAACGUUUUCUUCUUUGUCACCGGCCAGAAUGUUAUCUUCUGAGCAAGAAUGGAGUGAACCUAAAGCAUUAAUUCCGUUCACCUGUGAAGGGAAAGCUCCCGUGAAGGAAGCAAGCUGAAAUAACCAGUAUCAUUUCAUUUCUCCACCAACUAUUUUUUUUUCCUUAACUAUCCUGUCCCUGAAAAGAGGCGCUUAAUUGAAAUAUUCACCUUCACUAGACCGUGUCAGAGACAGACUGAGGCUGAGACUGAGACUGCGUGAGCAGUCUUUCUUUUUAGUGGAGGUUCACCGCGAGACACCAGAAAGAGGGCGUCUCGUCUCGUCUCAGAAAUAAGAGAGACUGCCUAACUUGUUACAUGGUUUUUUCAUUCCUGCAGACGCUAACAGUGUUAAUGUAGCCCCGCCCCAAGAUACACCCAUGUCAAACAGAAAAGAUGGAAAAUACAUCAACUUUGGUUUUGAUGUGGAGAUUCAAAAACCAAUAGAAAAGCUUCCAAGAGGUAAAAAUGAUAAUAAGCUGCGACGGAACUAUUCAAGGUUAACCUGCGAAGCAGACGCCGGUUUUGUAAGGGCGAACGGAGAAAUUUCGUGGACGCGCGUGCGUACUAGGGAGAACGUAAAACCUAACCACAAUACUUAACCAGCGCCUUCUACGCACGCUAAUUCCAGGCUAACGAACGUGUCUUUCUUUCGAGACGUUGAAAUGGUAAGAAAAUUUUUUUCCUCAUAAUUAAUUUUUUUGUUUUAUCCUGUCUUUCGUUCGAAGGUACAGCGAUAUUUUUCGAAUUCAAGCACUACAAACCCAAAAAAGACAUCGUCAGUACGAGAUGUUUCGCAUUCAUGGAACAAGAUGAGUUCAAGCCGGGUCCCGCCUGCAUAGAACUGUAAGUAGACAGGCUUUGUUUAUAAACGGCGAAGUUUUUGAUUUUUUUGUGGGUCUACUGGUUCCGUGUACAACGACUACCCCCUCAUUAGGGCUCACGAAAUACGCGAGCGCGCGUGAGAUUCGCUGCCCGCGAUGACAGGCUACACGCGGUGGAAGGAGAGAAAUGAGAGACCUUCGUCUUCUCUUCUUCCUCUGUCUCGCCAACGAGUGACUCCCUUUCCUGUUUUUGCUGUGUCUCCUGUGUCUCGCGGCGAUUUUCACCCGCGCUCGCGUACUUUCUGCACCCUAUUAUCCCUGAGAAAGUCUGUUCCAGAAGUUUAGAUUGUGGACACUGGCGCGAAAUCCCCCACUCGCCGCCCCAACUCUGCUAACUUCUCUUUGUGCACUGCACCCUGUCUCAAUCCCUGGAAAAGGCUGUCUCCGAAGGUAGUCAAGGACCGCUUGUAUUUUACUGAAUCUGCUAGCUUUCAAUUAACAAAGCUAACCGGAUUAACCUGUUCUUUUAGGUAUCAGAAGCCAACAGACUUUCACCGCAAGAGGUUAAAUCUGUUGACGCAAAAACCGCUUUAUCUUCAUGUCACACUCAACAUUCUUGAUGAUUAG
Molecule: messenger RNA, 8545 nt
Organism: Porites lobata
Lineage: Eukaryota; Metazoa; Cnidaria; Anthozoa; Scleractinia; Poritidae
Source: the annotation of a GenBank genome assembly